Messenger RNA from Monosiga brevicollis MX1, 1350 nucleotides. RefSeq lists its product as uncharacterized. The transcript is spliced from 3 exons. The record is from RefSeq and is a predicted model, not a curated record. Bases 1 to 1350 code for a protein of 449 amino acids. NCBI's taxonomy places the organism in Eukaryota, Choanoflagellata, Craspedida, Salpingoecidae.
AUGUCCGAGGUCAUUGAAAGCAAGCGCCUGCGAGUCCGAGGCAACGCGCAUUACCAAGGUGCCAGUGCCCCUGGAUUGGCACCGGUCCUUGUUGAGGCCCGCCUCAAGGAUGCCAUUCGACUAUACUACCAGGCCGAGACUGCAGCUGGGAGGAACAUUCUUUCAAGGGCGUCAGCCCAUAAAAAUCUCGCAAUGGCACACGCGCGCCUGUUUGAGGCCCAUGUUCGUCGCUACACCGCCAGAGUUGGCGCUGCUGGCGCAUCCGACGCCCUGCCUGCGGCAGAGCAAAGGAUGCUAACCCAUUACGCCUUGACCUCCAUGCGUUCCUUUGCAUCAGCCCGACUUGAUGGCUUGCAAGCACAUGGAAGCCAUGCGACUUGGACGAUCCGGCUCAUGAUCGAAGCUGGCAGAGUGGCGAGUGAGAUGGCCGAAGCUCUCGGAACAAUUGAACCACGCCGCUCGAAACGAGCCUGCAUCCUGGGUUCAUGGAUUCAAACUUUACGAGGGGAGAACCCAGUGCCAGACACGAUCGCUCAUCUCGCCAUGGCGCAGCGUCGCGUGCUCUUUCGCGAAGCCGUCCAAGCGCACUCUCAAGAAAAGCUUUCCGACGCACUCAGCAUUUUGGGCGAGGCGGAAGAGGCUGAUAGCACGGCUCAACAAGCGGCCCAAAAAGCCUGUCGCCUCCACGCGGAAGACCUCGCAGAAUUGCGGAUUGGCUCUGAAGAAAUCCAUAUCCAAGGCAGGGUGAUUCGAUCUCUGCAUAUGAUUCGUGAGGGCCUCCGCUUAGAACAAUCCGCGCUCUGGGAUGACGAGAACCUGCUCAUGGAUCUGGUGUGGGACUCGGUUGAUGCCUACCAUGAAGCCAUAUUUGUCUCCGAUGGAGCCGACCUUGCACAGGAAGCCGAGGCCAUUGCGCGCCUUGGCAUCAUUUAUUCCAAGAUUCUCAAGCAGCCUGUCCGCGGCAAAAACUACUGCGUUAAGGCUUUGAACUUGGCCAGCUCGCUUCACCCGCGCGUCUUCACCUUUGUUCCGUGGCAUCAAACUGCUUCAGACAUUGUGAAGGCCUACCAGGAGGAGCUUGUUGCACGAGAACGUAGUGCAUGGGAAGCAAAGCGCAAGCCUUACUUGGAAAAAUUGGCGCCCGAAUUGAAGAAGCUUGAAGAAGCCUCGACCGAAGGCCUGGACAGCCUCAUCGACAUGAUCUACGACAAGCACCCCCCAUUGAACAAGAAGCAUACCAAGCCCACUGCCGAGGGGAAAAAGCGCAUCCAACACGCCAUUCGGCACUACCACCCCGACAAGGGCAAUGUCUCUGAGGAGACCAAAGUGCUGCUCGAGGAAAUCUAUUGA